AGCUUUGGGAGGGUGCGAAUCUACUCGCUGCAGUCGAAGUCUGCUAUCUGUUGGCUAUUUUCCUCAAAACACAGCUCCUUUUGCACCAAUAUGGGAAGGUCGAGCACGCUGCACUGUGAAGUUCAAUUGCUAGAUGACCAGAGCACAAUUUUCGAUCUAGAUAAAAAUGCAAAGGGUCAAGUUUUGUUUGACAAGGUCUGUGAGAAAAUCGAAGUUUCCGAGAAGGACUACUUUGGUUUGCGAUACAUUGAUGAGAAAGAUGGACAGUAUAACUGGCUUGAUCCACUCAGACCCAUCAAGAAACAGUUGAAACAUGAGCCAUACCACUUCUACUUUGCUGUCAAGUUUUAUCCACCAAACCCAACUGCCCUUGUGGAAGACAUCACACGAUACUUAAUGGUUCUACAACUGAGAGAAGAUCUUCUGAAAGGAAGAUUACAGUGCUCCGUCCCCAUCCAGGCCCUGCUUGGAUCAUUUGUUGUGCAAGCUGAAGUUGGAGACUAUGACCCUGAAGAACAUGGAGAUGGUGCAGGUUAUCUUUCAGAAUUCAAAUUCUGCCCAAGACAGCCAGAUGAGAUGCUGCAGAAAGUUCACCAGUUUCACACGAAACACAGAGGGAUGAUGCCUGAGGAUGCAGAACUGCAGUAUCUGGAUAAUGCUAGGAAACUCCCCCUGUAUGGAAUCGACCUUCAUCAGGCUGCAGAUGCAGAAGGACAGCCAGUGAUUAUUGGAGUGUCAGCAUGGGGCAUUCAUAUCUUCCACAACAACAGACUGAUUAACAAGUUUGUUUGGCCAAAGAUUGUGAAAAUUGCUUUCAAAAAGAAGAAGUUUACCCUGACAAUCAGAGCGGCUAGUGAGAGUGAUUACUACGCAGCAGUAGUGCUGAGUUUUAAACUGGGCAGCUUAAGGGCAACCAAGCGACUCUGGAAAGUUGGAGUUGAACACCAUUCAUUUUUCCGACUGUCACAGGCCGACCUUCCUCCCAAAGAUGUCGCAUUCAUCAAGCUUGGUUCCAAGUUCAGAUACAGUGGCCGCACCCAGCAUCAAGCGCGUCACAGCCAAGAGAUUCUUCGUAAUUCCCGAGAUUUUGAGCGAGUUUCAAGCAAACGCUUUUCAUCAAAAGUCCUUGAUGGUAAUCGCAGGACAGAGGAUAUUCCCGAAGUACCAUUCAAAGAGGAAGAAGAAAAGACUGAUGACGAGGAAAAGAAAGAUGAGGAAAAGACAAUUGAGAAGACAGAACCAGGUGAAGCUCCUGUGGCAACAGUUGAAGGAUGAGAAAACAAAAUGAAGACUUAUGUCUGCAAAUGACAUUUCUUACUACUUUCAGAAGUGUUAAUAGCCAGCUUUUCACAGGAACAUACGCAAACGAUAAGCUUGCAAGAUUUUGCAUGUCAAUUUUAUAUCAACCUCAUAUAUGCGAGAACAAACUGUUGUGUCAAUGAGUUUAAACGCUUUAAUAUGUCAAUUGGUUAUUACAAUAGUGCGUAAGAUUUCCCCAAAGCGCCAUACAGUUCUCGAAAACAAUAGAUUGCCUUUAGGACUACAUCUUUGUUUUAGAAUUGUAUGGAAUUAUCCGGAAAUCUGUCCAGAAAUUGUUAAAUUUGAAAUUUCAGAUAAAAAUAUCCUUCCAGAUUCUUAAGUUUUUAAUGAUCUCAAACGCUCUAAGCGGAAAGAUUCCUUUCCUCGAUAUCUGCUGGCAGACUUUCCGUAUAAGCAGAAUAGAGAGAUUAACGUAUAUUGGAAAUUCUGUCCAGAUCAGUUGUACCGGGCGCUUAACCGACCUUAGCCCUUAGAGCUCCAAGAGUAACUAGCUUUGACUUUUCUCUUCACGUUAACAUGACAACUCCGUGACUGAUCCCCGUGCGUGGCUGGGUUUUUCAAAAGACCAUCGAGGUAACUCUGAGCUGAAGUAAUUUUUUCUAUAAAAUUAAUGACUUUUCCGGCGAUUUUUCUUGACUGUAUUUUAUUACAUCCAGUUUUCAUUCACAGGAAAACCACGCAAAGCCUUGAGCGUGUCAUACACUUUCAGAGAAUAGAAAACAAAACCGAGUCAGUUAACUGUCAAUCCUAGAUUCAAGCAAACCGCCUUUCGACCAACCCGGCCGAGCUCCGACCUUUUAUCAAAUUCUCACUAUGGUUUGCACAAAACUAAGUAUGGAAACUACUCAGGGGAAUUUACGAUUUGACCAUUGAGGUUAUAGCGUUAAUUAGAAAUGCUAUUUUACGAUACUGUAGCUUAAUUUGUUUUGGGAGGCCGUUGAAAAAUCUUUCCUUUUUAUUGGAAGGAGAGUUAGCCUGCAUGAUCCAAUAACGGUUUCCGUUAUUGGAUCGUGAUAUAAAAACUUGCUUAUGCACUUAUUUUAAACUUUAGAGCAGUUGCCAAUUGAAUGCCGAAAGUAUUCCGGGUUUGCUUGACUUCGGUCUUUGAUUGGACUAGAAAAACCGCGCCAUGCCUUAAGCCAAUCAGGUAUCAAACGAGUACCAAUCGUCACUUGGGCCACUGCGUUUUCCCGCUCUUUUGAUAGUUUUCCUGCUUUCACUUUGAAUCCUCAUUGGCUAAAUUAUGACGCAUAUCUUUGUUGUGAUACUCUGGUUUUGGUUUUUUACGACAGUGAAUUGAUAACUGCUUUACUACUCCUAGAUUUAUUUUUACCACUUUACCUUUGCUGUGUGCAAGGUGUUUUACAUACACUACUAUAAAUUAAUGGUACUUAUGAAAUAUGAACUUUUAAAACCUUGCUGUCUUAGUAUGUGAUUGCGAAAACAUUGUUGCUAUUUGCAAUGCAUUUUAUUUGAGCAGUUCUCUAUGUUAAUUAGAAGGGAAUUGAUAAAAAGUGGUGUCCACCCGUC
Molecule: messenger RNA, 2850 nt
Organism: Stylophora pistillata
Lineage: Eukaryota; Metazoa; Cnidaria; Anthozoa; Scleractinia; Pocilloporidae
Product: band 4.1-like protein 3
Biological process (GO): actomyosin structure organization
Cellular component (GO): cytoskeleton
Molecular function (GO): cytoskeletal protein binding
Source: RefSeq, a predicted model, not a curated record